AUGAAACUCGCAGUCACAAUAUUGGCAUCAAUCCUGUUUGCUUGCUCGGUUACUACAGCCAUCCCAGUCAAUCCCAGUGCAACUACAAGUGCUGAAGCUAGCACUUCAACCGUCACUCCCAGUGCACAAACUACACCUUCAAUUGAUCUUAGUAGACUUUCAGAUGAGGAUAUGAAUCUGAUCAAAGAAUACGCAAAGAUGAAGAAAAGUCGUGACAAUGCAAAGGAAACGUAUGACUUGAUACAACCUAAAGCACUUGCUCAAAAAAAAUUGUUAGACUGGCUGGAUGAAGAAUAUGAACAGUUGCUACGUAAAUUUCAGACUAGCGAGGGUCAUUCAAAGCACAGCGAAAAGCUCAACGAACUUGAACAGAAACUUAAACAAGAACGAAAAACUCUUGAUGAACUUGAAAUAAAGCAGCAUAGUUCCGGUUUUUUAAAUCUUAAUUGGAUAUUAGGUAAAAUCAAAUCACAACUUCUAGAGUGCUUGUUCAAGGGAAAUAUGAAUCAACCAUUCGAAUAUUACACGAUAUUUUUGGAAUCAGAUCCCAAGUUUUUGGAACUCGUCAGUACAUUUGGCAAUUCCACACCAAGCCAACAGCCGGGAUCCGAGCAACCAUCUACUAGUGGAACCCAGAACCAAUCAAAACAUCAUAAAAGUUCAUCAUCAUCAAGCAAAACGUCUACAGUUUCAGUUCAGCCCAUUCAAACAUCAUCCAGUACACAGGCAGCUUUGUCCAGCACACAAAGGACUUCCAGAUCCAAUUCUCGACUUUUUGGUUUGUGGGGAAGUCCCAAAUCUUCUCGUGUAUAUGACACUCCCAAAUCUAAGAAUGAGCUCAAAUCAUUUUUGGAUUCGCCUAAUCCUAACGAUUCAGAUGAAUCAGAUGAUGAAUCAUCCGUUUGA
This is a messenger RNA of Batrachochytrium dendrobatidis JAM81, 906 nucleotides long. RefSeq lists its product as uncharacterized. The transcript has a single exon. The record is from RefSeq and is a predicted model, not a curated record. NCBI's taxonomy places the organism in Eukaryota, Fungi, Chytridiomycota, Chytridiomycetes, Rhizophydiales. The coding region runs from base 1 to 906 and encodes 301 amino acids.